Messenger RNA from Sphaerodactylus townsendi, 8779 nucleotides. It is a transcript of the gene SCN2A, whose product is annotated as sodium voltage-gated channel alpha subunit 2. The record is from RefSeq and is a predicted model, not a curated record. The coding region runs from base 381 to 6410 and encodes 2009 amino acids. The transcript is spliced from 28 exons. NCBI's taxonomy places the organism in Eukaryota, Metazoa, Chordata, Lepidosauria, Squamata, Sphaerodactylidae. Gene Ontology annotation, cellular component: axon; plasma membrane; voltage-gated sodium channel complex. Gene Ontology annotation, biological process: membrane depolarization during action potential; neuronal action potential; sodium ion transmembrane transport. Gene Ontology annotation, molecular function: voltage-gated sodium channel activity; protein binding.
AGCAAUUUUUUUUUCCUUUCGGAUGUAGAAAGGGGAACACAGAGUGAUUCUCAGAGGAAAGAAGCCAAGAGAGAGAGAGGAAGAUUAUAGCAAAGGUUUCCUUUUGGGCUUUGGAGGUGGACCAUUUUUGUCACUGAGAGACAAGUGCAUAAUGGGAGACUUUAAAAAGCGUCGGUCUUGAGGAACCUGCAAAGCAGCAAAACCUUAUAUAUACCGAUAUGUGGAUAAUGGCAAUCCUUGUGCUGUGAUUUCUCCUCCUUCUCAGGGUUACUGGACUUGACUCUUGCUACUGCUGAGCAACAUGGCUACCCUCUGACAUAAUCAGCUGCACUUUUUUAUGCAUGGGGCACAACAAUAAUUAAGAGGUGCAGGAUGAAAAGAUGGCACAAUCAAUGCUGGUACCACCAGGACCUGACAGCUUCCACUUUUUCACGAGAGAAUCUCUGGCAGCUAUCGAGGAACGUAUUGCCGAGGAAAAAGCUAAGAAGCCUAAACAAGAACGCAAAGACAUUGACGACGAUGAAAAUGGACCCAAACCCAAUAGUGACUUGGAGGCUGGCAAAUCACUGCCCUUUAUUUAUGGAGACAUCCCCCCGGGAAUGGUCUCUGAGCCUUUAGAAGACCUGGACCCGUACUACCUUAACAAAAAAACAUUUAUAGUAUUGAAUAGAGGGAAGGCGAUUUUCCGAUUCAGUGCCACCUCUGCUGUGUACCUGUUAACGCCUUUCAACCCUAUUAGAAAAAUAGCUAUUAAAAUUUUGGUACAUUCAUUAUUCAGCAUGCUUAUUAUGUGCACUAUUUUGACCAAUUGUGUAUUUAUGACCAUGAGUAACCCUCCAGAAUGGACCAAGAAUGUAGAAUACACUUUCACUGGAAUUUAUACUUUUGAAUCCCUAAUAAAAAUUCUUGCAAGGGGCUUCUGUUUAGAAGGUUUCACUUUCCUUCGUGACCCUUGGAACUGGCUUGACUUCACUGUCAUUACAUUUGCAUAUGUGACAGAGUUUGUGGACCUGGGCAAUGUCUCAGCGUUGAGAACAUUCAGAGUUCUCCGAGCAUUGAAAACAAUAUCAGUCAUUCCAGGCCUGAAAACUAUUGUGGGAGCCCUAAUUCAGUCAGUGAAGAAGCUCUCCGAUGUAAUGAUCCUGACUGUGUUUUGUCUGAGUGUGUUUGCGCUCAUAGGGCUCCAGCUUUUCAUGGGGAACUUGAGGCAUAAAUGUCUGAUCUGGCCACCAGACAAUUCCACUUUUCAGAUAAACAUUACUUCCUACUUCAAUAGCUCAGCGGGAGAAAACGGAACAUUUAUAAACACAACCAUCAGCACAUUUAACUGGAAUGAGUAUGUCGACGAUGACAGUCACUUUUACUUUUUGGAUGGACAAAAUGAUGCUUUGCUGUGUGGCAACAGUUCAGAUGCAGGUCAAUGUCCAGAAGGAUAUAUGUGUGUAAAGGCUGGUAGAAAUCCCAACUAUGGCUACACAAGCUUUGAUACCUUCAGCUGGGCCUUCUUGUCUCUCUUUCGGCUGAUGACUCAGGACUACUGGGAGAAUCUGUAUCAACUGACCUUGAGAGCUGCUGGCAAAACAUACAUGAUCUUUUUCGUUCUGGUGAUCUUCCUGGGCUCUUUCUAUCUGAUCAACUUGAUCCUGGCUGUUGUCGCCAUGGCCUAUGAAGAACAGAAUCAGGCUACCAUGGAAGAGGCGGAGCAGAAAGAGGCCGAGUUCCAGCAGAUGCUUGAGCAGCUGAAAAAACAACAAGAAGAAGCUCAGGCAGCUGCUUUAGCUGCAGCGGCAGGCGAAUCCCGAGAGUUCAGUGAACCUGUGGGUGUAGGAGGGUUCUCGGAGAGUUCUUCGGCAACGUCAAAGCUGAGUUCAAAGAGUGCUAAAGAGAGGAGGAACAGGCGGAAAAAGAGAAAACAGAGAGAACAAUCUGAAGGAGAUGAAAAGGAUGAAGAUGACUUUCACAAAUCUGAAUCGGAGGAUAGCAUUAGAAGGAAAGGCUUUCGAUUCUCCAUUGAAGGAAACAGACUGACAUAUGAAAAACGGUUUUCUUCCCCACACCAGUCGUUGCUGAGCAUUCGAGGGUCCCUGUUUUCCCCACGGCGCAGCAGCAGAACUAGUCUUUUCAGCUUCAGAGGCCGAGCAAAGGAUAUAGGAUCUGAGAAUGACUUUGCGGACGAUGAGCACAGCACAUUUGAAGACAACGAGAGCAGAAGAGAUUCACUGUUUGUCCCUCAUAGGCACAGUGAGCGGCGCAAUAGCAACAUCAGUCAGGCCAGCCGAUCAUCCCGGAUGAUACCUAUACUUCCAUCGAAUGGGAAGAUGCAUAGCACUGUGGAUUGCAAUGGGGUGGUGUCCUUGGUUGGUGGGCCUCCAGCUCUCAUGUCACCCACAGGCCAACUUCUACCUGAGGGUACCACUACAGAAACAGAGUUAAGGAAAAGGCGCUCAAGUUCUUACCAUAUGUCUAUGGAUUUUUUGUCUGAUCAUGCUGCAAGACAACGAGCAAUGAGUAUAGCUAGCAUACUUACUAACACAAUGGAAGAGCUUGAGGAAUCCAGACAGAAAUGCCCUCCAUGCUGGUAUAAAUUUGCUAACAUGUGCUUGAUCUGGGAUUGCUGUGCUCCAUGGUUAAAGAUAAAACACGUUGUUAACUUGAUUGUGAUGGACCCAUUUGUUGACCUGGCUAUCACCAUCUGCAUCGUCUUGAACACCUUGUUCAUGGCCAUGGAACAUUAUCCGAUGACACCUCAGUUUAAUAAUGUGCUGUCAGUCGGAAACUUGGUGUUCACUGGGAUCUUCACAGCAGAAAUGUUUCUGAAGAUAGUAGCCAUGGAUCCUUAUUAUUAUUUCCAAGAAGGCUGGAAUAUUUUUGAUGGCAUUAUCGUCAGCCUUAGUUUAAUGGAACUGGGCCUUGCAAACGUGGAAGGAUUAUCCGUCCUAAGAUCUUUCAGAUUGUUGCGAGUUUUCAAGUUGGCUAAAUCCUGGCCAACCUUAAAUAUGUUGAUAAAGAUCAUUGGCAACUCAGUUGGAGCUCUGGGAAAUCUGACCUUAGUCUUGGCCAUCAUCGUCUUCAUCUUUGCUGUGGUUGGAAUGCAGCUAUUUGGCAAAAGUUACAAAGAAUGUGUCUGCAAGAUCUCUAACGACUGUGAACUUCCACGUUGGCACAUGAACGACUUUUUCCACUCUUUCUUGAUUGUCUUUCGAGUCCUGUGUGGAGAAUGGAUAGAGACCAUGUGGGAUUGUAUGGAAGUUGCUGGACAAACAAUGUGCCUUACGGUCUUCAUGAUGGUUAUGGUGAUUGGAAAUCUAGUAGUUUUGAACUUGUUUCUAGCCUUGUUGCUGAGCUCCUUCAGUUCAGACAAUCUCGCUGCUACAGACGAUGACAAUGAAAUGAACAAUCUGCAGAUUGCUGUGGCAAGGAUUCAAAAGGGCAUUGAUUAUGUGAAAAGAAAAGUGCACGAAUUUGUCCAAAAGGCCUUUGUGAGGAAACAAAAAGCGUUAGAUGAAAUCAAACCACUUGAAGAUUUGAACAACAAGAAGGACAGCUGCAUUUCCAACCAUACUAUAGUAGACAUUGGUAAAGAUCUCAACUACCUUAAAGAUGGUAAUGGAACUACCAGUGGUAUAGGCAGCAGUGUGGAAAAAUACAUCAUUGAUGAAAGCGAUUACAUGUCAUUCAUAAACAACCCAAGUGUAACUGUGACUGUACCCAUAGCUGUUGGAGAAUCAGAUUUUGAAAAUCUAAAUACGGAAGAGUUCAGCAGCGAGUCAGAUUUGGAAGAAAGCAAGGAGAAACUAAAUGCAUCUAGCUCAUCUGAAGGCAGCACAGUUGAUGUUGGAGUUCCCCAAAUAGGAGAGCAACCAGAGGCCGAACCAGAAGAAUCUCUUGAACCAGAAGCCUGUUUUACAGAAGGCUGUGUGCGGAAGUUCAAAUGCUGCCAAGUCAGCAUAGAAGAUGGGAAAGGGAAAUUAUGGUGGAACCUCCGGAAGACCUGCUACAAAAUAGUAGAACAUAAUUGGUUUGAAACUUUUAUUGUCUUCAUGAUUCUUCUCAGCAGCGGCGCUCUGGCCUUUGAAGAUAUAUAUAUUGAACAGCGCAAGACUAUUAAGACCAUGUUGGAAUACGCUGACAAAGUCUUCACAUACAUCUUCAUCCUAGAAAUGCUUCUGAAAUGGGUAGCCUAUGGUUUUCAAAUAUAUUUCACGAAUGCCUGGUGCUGGCUGGAUUUCCUUAUUGUUGAUGUCUCUUUAAUUAGCUUAACAGCGAAUGCCUUGGGCUACUCGGAACUUGGUGCAAUUAAAUCGCUGAGGACUUUAAGAGCUUUGAGACCUCUAAGAGCCUUAUCAAGAUUUGAAGGAAUGAGGGUUGUGGUGAAUGCUCUUUUGGGAGCUAUCCCAUCUAUCAUGAAUGUACUUCUUGUGUGUCUUAUAUUCUGGCUCAUCUUCAGCAUUAUGGGAGUUAAUCUGUUUGCCGGCAAGUUCUACCAUUGUGUUAAUACUUCCACUGGCGAAAUGUUUGACAUCAGUCAAGUUGACAAUCAGACUCAAUGUGAGGAACUCAUAGAAAGAAAUGAAACAGCCCGAUGGAAAAAUGUGAAAGUCAACUUUGAUAACGUGGGUCUUGGUUACCUUUCUUUGCUUCAAGUAGCCACUUUUAAAGGCUGGAUGGAUAUCAUGUACGCAGCUGUGGAUUCACGAAAUGUAGAGGAGCAACCUAAAUAUGAGGAUAACCUAUAUAUGUACCUUUACUUUGUCAUCUUUAUCAUCUUUGGCUCCUUCUUUACAUUGAACUUAUUUAUUGGUGUCAUCAUAGACAAUUUUAAUCAGCAAAAAAAGAAGUUUGGAGGUCAAGAUAUCUUUAUGACAGAAGAACAGAAGAAAUACUACAAUGCAAUGAAAAAACUAGGGUCCAAGAAACCACAGAAACCUAUUCCUAGGCCAGCAAAUAAAUUCCAAGGCAUGGUUUUUGAUUUUGUAACAAAGCAAGCUUUUGACAUCAGCAUCAUGAUCCUUAUCUGCCUUAACAUGGUCACCAUGAUGGUAGAAACAGAUGACCAAACCGAUGCAAUGGAAAACAUUUUAUACCGAAUUAAUCUGAUCUUCAUAGUUCUUUUCACUGGAGAAUGUGUCUUGAAACUGAUCUCUCUUCGAUAUUAUUAUUUCACCAUUGGCUGGAACAUCUUUGAUUUUGUGGUUGUCAUUUUAUCCAUCGUAGGUAUGUUUCUAGCAGAGAUUAUUGAGAAAUACUUUGUGUCUCCUACCUUGUUCCGAGUUAUCCGACUUGCCAGGAUAGGUCGAAUCCUACGGCUUAUCAAGGGUGCUAAAGGGAUCCGCACUCUGCUUUUCGCCUUGAUGAUGUCUCUGCCUGCCUUAUUUAACAUUGGUCUCCUGCUUUUCCUCGUCAUGUUCAUCUAUGCUAUAUUUGGAAUGUCCAACUUCGCCUAUGUCAAGAGAGAAGUUGGGAUUGAUGACAUGUUCAACUUUGAAACCUUUGGUAACAGCAUGAUCUGCCUUUUUCAAAUUACCACCUCUGCUGGCUGGGAUGGCUUACUGGCACCCAUUCUUAACAGUGGGGAGCCAGAUUGUGACCCUAACAAGGAUCAUCCAGGAAGCUCAGUCAAAGGAGACUGCGGCAAUCCUUCUGUUGGGAUUUUCUUCUUUGUCAGCUACAUUAUCAUAUCGUUUCUAGUCGUAGUAAAUAUGUAUAUUGCUGUAAUUCUGGAGAACUUCAGUGUCGCAACAGAAGAAAGCGCUGAACCUUUGAGUGAAGAUGACUUUGAAAUGUUCUAUGAAGUCUGGGAAAAGUUUGAUCCAGAUGCAACCCAAUUCAUAGAGUUUAGUAAACUCUCCAAUUUUGCUGCUUCGCUGGAUCCACCUCUUUUAAUAGCAAAACCAAACAAAGUUCAGCUUAUUGCAAUGGACCUGCCUAUGGUAAGUGGUGACAGAAUUCACUGCCUUGACAUUUUGUUUGCUUUCACAAAACGCGUUUUGGGCGAAAGCGAUGAAAUGGACGCCCUUCGGGUUCAAAUGGAAGAUCGGUUUAUGGCAGCCAAUCCUUCAAAAGCCUCCUAUGAACCAAUCACAACUACAAUGAAGCGAAAGCAAGAGGAAGUAUCUGCUGUCAUAAUUCAGCGAGCCUUCCGGGCCUACCUCUUAAAACAAAAAAUUAAAAAAAUUUCCUGCCUUUUAAAUAAAGAUCGAAUUAAAGCUGGAGAUGACACACUUAUCAAGGAAGAUCUGAUCAUUGGUAAACUCAAUGACAAUUCUACUCCUGAAAAAAAUGAUAUGACUCCCUCCACCACCUCUCCCCCUUCCUAUGACAGUGUUACAAAACCAGACAAAGAUAAAUAUGAAAAAGACAAAUCAGAAAAAGAAGAUAAAGGUAAAGAUAUCAGGGACAGUAAAAAAUGAGCAAAGCAAAUGGUUCCAUUUGUGACAAAUUGUUUACAGCCUGAGAAAGUAAAGUAUUGUUUCAAAAGGACUCCCUGUAGGAGGUUUAUGCCAAACUGACUGUUUUUACACGCAGACACACCCAUAUAUAAAUAUAUCUAUAAAUAUAUAUAUACAAAUGUUAGAUAUAUACUUAAGGUCAGUGCCUAUUAACAAGACAGUGACCUCCUUGUCAUCCAAAUGCUACUCUGUAAAACAGGGUGGCAACCUUGAGAGGAGGUGACUGUUUUUAUUACCAGCUGACACUGCUGAAGAGGAAAGAAGAAUGGCUACCCAGACUGUAGGGACCAGUCAGAGAGGUGCAAACCUAGGAUUGCCGUGUGUUUAACAUGAAAACACUUGAGUACAAUAAUUGUAUCCACUGUUUGCAUUCCAACUGCCACAUUUUUGCCAUAUUUUUACAAAAAAAAUCCGUGUUGGUGAGGUUGUCAUUUUUUUAAUUCACAGGUUGUUUACUAUUAUAUGUGACUAUUUUUGUAAAUGGGUUUUAUGUUCCUGGGUGGGGGGGGGGGAGCAUAUGAGGAGCAACUCUCCUCCUGUCUGAAUCUCUUGUAAUGUACAGACAGAGGCGAUUUGCAUGAAGGCAUGCCACACUUAUAGACCAUGCAUGGAAAACGGUAAGACUUUGCACAAGAGUUUUAAAUACUUCCAUGUUUCAGGGUGGCUCCAGAUUAUGAGGUGCUUAAAAAACAGUAUACAUCUUUUGUGUCUCAUCCUGACAAUUCUUACUGUGCCUGUAAGUCUCAUAAAAUCAACAGUUAUUCAAUAGAGGGUUACUAUUGAUACAAAUCAAAGUUGGACUUGUGGUGGGGAGGAGGUGCAGAAUUUUGGGGAGGAAAUGGGUUUGCUUAAAUUGAUCUGGAAAGUGUGUACCUAACUAAAAGGAAGGGGUGGGUAGGUUGCGGGGAAAAACCCAACAUUCAUAUGUUUGGUUGUGGUGGGUUAUCCGGGCUAUGUGGCCAUGGUGUGACCAGACAGCCUGGAAAACCCACCGCAACCAGUUGUAUCCGGCCGUGAAAGCCUUCGCCAAUACAUUCAUAUGUUUGUUUUUUACUUUCUUUCCGCAAUAUUGUUUAGCCAUCUUCUGCUCCCGCAAGGUUGACAUUCUUUGUGUCAAUGAGAUAAUGCUGUCUAUGUAAAUAGUUAUUUUAAUCCUGUGGUGCAUGUUUGAGCAAAGAAAUAAUGACCUGUGCACAAUAUUUGUUGCAUCAAAUAUGUACCACAAUCAGUUUAGUUUCGCAAGCCUUGAACAGAAAAAAAAAAAUUAUGAUGUAUUCUGUACCAUUAUAAGUAGUUUGGAGGCUAUCACUGAUGCAUGUUGUUUAUUCUUGCCUUCGCUGCUGUAUUUUACUGGAUUUGUUCAGAAAUCUAAUAUGGGAAGCCAUAUGUCAGUGGUAAAAGUGAAACAAAUUGUUCAGCCAGACAUCAUUCCUCAUUUCAUUGAGCAAUAGUAUGCAGCUUUCGGAUUAAAAACAAAAACAAAAAAAGCUUCUUGCUUUGCUCUUAGUUAUUUUAUUCUCUUAACUUUCAAGUGAGUACUGUACAGUUGUGUAGCCAGACUGUACACAUUCAUGUUGCAAACUGCUUAAUCUGUUCAAAAAUACACGGUUUUUCUGAGGGAAAACCAAUUAUAAAUAGUGUACAAAAUACCAUUUGAUUUUAUUUUUCAGCAUUUUGUACAUAAACGACAAAACAGAACUGACUUUCAGGUUGACGUCACAGGUGGUUCUUGCGUUCUGUUCAUAGCACUUUUUAACUGAAGAACUUCACAAAGUAGUUGAAAAACAAAAGGAGAGAAUGGGAGGUAAUGUUAGGUUUCUGUUCUUUUUUUAAAAUUAGUCCUGUAUUUUUGCACACAUCUUUAAUGUGAAUUUUCAGACUGAGUCCAAAAUGCACUUGCUUCCAAAUAGCUAUAACUUGUAAUUGAAAUGUGGUGGGAAAGAUUUGUUUGAAUUCCUAGCACUGCCUGCAUCAGCAGUUAUCGAUUUAGUCUAAUUAUUCAUAAAAUCCUUGGUCUUUUCCAGUGUUUGUUUACAUAGACUAAUCUUAUUCUUGUUGAUUCAUGCUGCACUAUAAGUCUUCUAAGUAUUAUAUGCGGUUCCACAAUUAUACUUUUCCCCCACAAGUACCUAGAUAUAUCUGAUCACAUCAGGACUUGAAAAAAAAAUUAAUUCACAAACAAAAAGUAAAUGUCAAUUCCUCCUUUUACUGAAACUGUUGACUUUGUGUGUUGGUGAACUGCAUGCAUGCAGGAAAAUGCUAUUACCAUAAAGAACGGUAAGCCACAUUACAAUUGAGCCAAAAGAAUAAAGACUUUGUUUUUUAUUAUA